Messenger RNA from Aspergillus calidoustus, 1452 nucleotides. Lineage: Eukaryota; Fungi; Ascomycota; Eurotiomycetes; Eurotiales; Aspergillaceae. The record is from the annotation of a GenBank genome assembly.
UCCCCGCCUCCCGGAGCCCGAACCUUCGCCUCGAUCACGGAUUCACCUCCAAUUCAACCCGCCGCUCUUUUCCCACUCACUCCGAGUGCAUGUUCCUCAUUUACCGUUCGCAACCGGCUCCGAAAUAUCGAUCAAUGAAUCUUCUGCCGGCCUCGCUUCUCUGACCGCACCUGCUUUCGUUCAGCCCUCCCUACCGUCAGUUCAAAUUUUCCGGUCGGCCAGGGUAGUUGGAACUACCCUCCUGAGGACUCAACUCGGCCCGCCAUGCUCCAAACGCAAUCUCAGCACGUCUUUUCCCACCAGCAUCAGUAUCCUCAAGCUGAUGCCGCCUGGUUACAACAUCAGCAGCAACAGCAGCAACAGCAGCAGCACCAGGCCCAGCACCACCCGCACCAGGCCCAGCAGCAUUCUUCGCUAGUCGCUCAACAACAUGCUCAAGUCCAGGCCGCCGCGGCUGCUGCGGCUGCGGCUCAACAACAGCACUACAACCGCAUCGCCAUGGCCAGCAAUGCUGCAGCAAGCAAUCCUGCCCAGGGGGUAGGCAAUGGAGCGAUCGGUGGGGAUAGCGCACUGUCGAGCGGAAUGUCAAUGAUCGAAGGCGGAGUGAGCGAUGAGAACCGCAAAGUUUUCAUCUGGGUUGCGGAGCUCCUUGAUGCGAAUCGCCGAGAGACUGCCCUCAUGGAACUCAGCAAGAAAAGAGAACAGGUGCCCGAGCUGGCUCUCGUUAUUUGGCACUCGUUUGGUGUCAUGACCGCUUUACUUCAGGAGAUCAUCUCUGUAUAUCCCCUGCUUAACCCUUCCCAGCUUACUGCUGCGGCUUCGAAUCGAGUUUGCAAUGCACUUGCCCUUCUGCAGUGCGUUGCAUCUCACAACGAGACUCGCACUCUCUUCCUGAAUGCACAUAUUCCCCUCUUCCUCUAUCCCUUUCUGAAUACGACCUCGAAAUCCCGACCUUUCGAAUACCUCCGUCUUACAUCUCUUGGCGUUAUUGGAGCUCUGGUCAAGAAUGAUUCGUCCGAUGUCAUUAACUUCCUCCUCACAACUGAGAUCAUCCCCCUCUGCCUUCGUAUCAUGGAAACGGGCUCGGAGUUGAGCAAGACUGUCGCAAUCUUCAUUGUACAGAAGAUCUUGUUGGAUGAUAUUGGCUUAGCCUAUAUAUGUGCAACCUAUGAGAGGUUCUAUGCCGUUGGUACGGUGCUAAGUAAUAUGGUCACUCAACUGGUGGAACAGCAAACCGUGAGGCUUCUGAAGCAUGUUGUGCGCUGCUUCCUUCGAUUAAGUGACAACAGCCGUGCCCGCGAGGCCUUGCGCCAGUGCCUUCCUGAACCUCUUAGAGAUGCCACCUUCUCAUCGGUCCUCCGCGAUGACGCAGCUACAAAACGCUGCCUCGCACAGCUCCUCAUCAACCUCUCAGACAAUGUCUCCGAUGGCGCACCGGGUGUUGCUAUGUAA